Linepithema humile (Argentine ant) is the source of this 3358-nucleotide messenger RNA. It is a transcript of the gene Erk7, whose product is annotated as Extracellularly regulated kinase 7. Gene Ontology annotation, cellular component: cytoplasm; nucleus. Lineage: Eukaryota; Metazoa; Arthropoda; Insecta; Hymenoptera; Formicidae. Gene Ontology annotation, biological process: protein phosphorylation; intracellular signal transduction. The record is from RefSeq and is a predicted model, not a curated record. Gene Ontology annotation, molecular function: ATP binding; MAP kinase activity.
UAAAAAAGUUCGAAUCGGAUCCCAUCUGUCCGAUGUGUAAAGAUGUGAAUGCACCGCGGUGGCCCGCAUUUCUUUCCGUAUUUUCUUCGCCUGAAUCGUUUUUUCUCGUAUGAAAGUUUCUCGUCCUAGAACCGUGUCUUCGACAACUUUUAAGUUCGGUCGUCGUCGCCGUUGUUAUUGUCGAUGAUGUCAGGAAAGAAGGCUGCCGAGAAAAUCUCCGAGAUUGACGCGCACAUCAGCAAACAAUACGACAUCAUACGACGCCUCGGUAAAGGGGCGUAUGGAAUAGUAUGGAAGGCGAUCGAGAAGAAAAGGAAGGAUAUCAUUGCGGUGAAAAAAAUCUUUGAUGCCUUCAGAAAUCAGACAGAUGCGCAACGUACGUUCCGCGAGAUUAUGUUUCUACUGUCGUUUGCCAAUCACGAGAACAUCAUAAAACUCAUCGGACUGCACAAGGCGGACAACGAUCGGGACAUUUAUCUCGUUUUCGAGUACAUGGAAACCGAUCUUCACAACAUCAUUAAGCGGGGCAACAUCCUCAAGGACAUCCACAAGGUCUUCAUCAUAUACCAACUUUUUAAGGCAAUCAAGUACAUACACUCGGGCAAUGUUAUCCACAGAGAUUUGAAGCCAUCCAACGUACUCCUGAAUGCGCAAUGCCAUUGCAAGAUCGCAGAUUUCGGACUGGCGCGCUCGGUAACGCAAAUCGGUGAGGGCGAUGGUGAGACUGGAAGUGAUCCAACCUUGACGGAUUACGUCGCAACCCGGUGGUAUCGCGCACCAGAGAUUCUCAUAGCUUCAAAGAGAUACACAAAAGGAAUAGAUAUGUGGUCCUUAGGCUGUAUUCUCGGCGAAAUGCUACUCGGAAAGCCACUCUUUCCCGGUUCGUCGACAAUAAACCAAGUCGAAAGAAUUAUGGCGACCCUGCCACCACCGACAGACGAAGAUUUAUUAUCUGUUAGUGCUGGUUACGGAACUAAUUUAUUGGAAAAGACACCCACUGGACCCAAACAGAUUCUAAAAGAUCUGCUACCAAAUGUGUCGGAGAAAGCAUUGGAUCUGAUUAGCAAUUUAAUAGUUUUUAAUCCCACGCAACGACUUACCGCUAUCAAAGCGUUGGAGCAUCCAUACGUCGCCGACUUUCACCGAAGGGGAAAUGAACCGGAGAGAAGUUCCAGCGUCGUGCCGUUGUUGAGUGAUGAUGUGCAGCUUUCCGUCGAUGAAUACAGAAAUAAACUUUACGCGAUGAUAGACGAAAAGCAUCGAAAGCAUAAAAACAUGUCAAAAUCUAGACUGCGGCGAUUAUCCGAAAACAUUAGAAAGGAAACUAGUAAAAAUAAUCCAGUGAUCGGCCAAGGAGACGCGACUGUAGCAUACCCAUCAUUGUCAAGUAGGAAGGCAGUCAGAUCGUCUCAAAGCGAUAAUAGUGCGCGCGUUACAAAAACUCGGGGAAUGAACGUUUCCAUAGAAGCGCCGGUACAGGAAAAUCUCUGGCACAAUGUCAGGAAUGUGGCGACGCAGUAUGCCUGUAACUUGACGAAUGGUGAUUUUGGAAGCAUACCUCUGGCGGCGGCUAAAAGCUGUUUCUACCUUGAUCAACAGCACCAUUCGCAGUUGUCAAAGUCCCAACGUUCCAUACAAUUGGAUCAGAUGAUGAUGCACGGCACCGGCAAAUCGAACCAAUUAGCGACGUCGGUACCUCGCAUUAAACUGCGGAGAGCUUGCAGACAGCAACCAGCUCUCAUUCAAGCGUCAAGACCUUUCGCCUCGGCGUCCGCCAACUGUGGAUGUCGUGACAACGAUCAUCAGUUUAGAAUAAUGCCGGUAACGAAGUCGAUCAGAAUCAGCGAUAAUUCGCAGUGCAUUAAACAGAUGCCCGGUAAUGUCAAGAAACAUUUCGUUAGGACAAUCAACGACGGAAUCAGCAAUCCGGAAUCGCCGUAUGUCGAUCAUCAGCAAGCUAUUCGCAACUAUUUAAAUCAGACGGUGCCAACGCAGCAACAUCCUCGAGUGCGAGAUCGCAUGCCUUGCCAAGAUAAAUACGGCUUCGCCGACGAGAAAAUCGAUACUCGUCUAAAGAGUAUGGCGCGCGGUUCUACAGGCAGAUCACAGCCGAGGCACAGCUUCGACGAUGGCUGCGUCGUCAUGAUGAGAUCGUCGACGACGUGCGACAAGCCGAGGUUCCUGGACAGCUACAGUCAGAGCCACGGCGUGAUAGCCGCAUCUAUCUACAAGGAUCUCUGCAACGGGACUAUAAAGUGCAAAAGUUUCCACUGUGAUCCACAGGAUCUUUUCAAUUUUUUCUGGUCAGUACGAUUUAAGUCUUGGGGACUUUUGCGUGCGAUGAGUUUGUAAUUAGAUCCAGCGGAAUAAAUCCGCGGUAGAAAUUCUUCUGACUUAUAUCGGCGAAAAUAUAAAAAAUGUAUCACGCUCUUAUAAUUUUUCUUCAAUAUAUUUCUUUUAAAAUUAAUAUUUUUUAAUCAUUUUUACUUAUUUCUAGUAAACAUAUUUUUGUGGGAAAUGUUUGCUUUAUAAUCUAUUGAAAUGCAAACGAUAAUGUGAAAACAAUAGAUUAAGAAAAUUGUUAAUAAUUUUGAUAAGAAACAGACGGUCGUCAUUGACUUUUCGUGAGAGUUCGCUCGUUCAUUUUCACGCAAGGAGCAAGCCGCCUCAUGUAGCGCAAGAUUUUCAAAUAAAUAAGUAAAUUUUGCACAAGAUUAACAUAUAAUUAACGCUAUAAACCGCGUUUGAUAUUUGAAGUUCCUAUGGGAAUAAUUAUGAGAACGAUGCGUAGGCCGAGAGCGACAUAAAUAAAAAUUUGCAAGUAAAUGCAAUCUUUUAAGGCUCAUCACCUUGACUACCUCAACUUUUCAUAUCGCAUAAAAUAUUGAGAAAAAAAAGAUAAACCCUGGUGUAAAAGUUCUCUCUCUCUUCUAAUAACGACAACGUGACAAUAACGAGAUCGAAUUCUUUCUCAAUGGAAAGAGAAAGGCAUCCGUUUCAAGAAGACCAAGACGAUAGAAAUCGAGGUUGCGGAAGAUCAUCCCAUGGGAAUUCGAAGAUCACGUAGGGGCGUUUAGCGUGUAAGGUAGGCGUACAGGAAGCGCGAUACGAAUGUGAGGCCAUAUAGCAGAAAAUGCGUGACACACAUUUUUCUAUAAUAUUUUAUUGAUACGACGCGGAGAUAUAUGGAGGAGAUAUAUAGCAUACACAUACCAUGUAUCACUAUACAUAUCCGUUGUCAAUUUAGUGUACAAAUCUCAUUAUAUCAUAUUUGUGUCGUCGGUACUUUUGUGCAGCGACGCUUAACAGCGUUCGGACUCGUGUGUACUAUAAAUGUGAGAAUAAAAAAUUUUAAUUA